This is a messenger RNA of Acanthocheilonema viteae, 291 nucleotides long. Lineage: Eukaryota; Metazoa; Nematoda; Chromadorea; Rhabditida; Onchocercidae. The record is from the annotation of a GenBank genome assembly.
AUGCAAAGGAUAUUGCGUGAGAUUUUAUCUGAGCUGGAAAAUACGGAUAAUAAUGAACAGGCAAAAGAUGAUUUGUUACAAUUGCGUAAUUCAUAUCAAAUAAAUGCCGUUGCUUUUCGUUACCGGUAUGAAACAGCUGAUGAAAUCAUAGAAAAAGUAUUAUCGCUCAAGAUACAUGAAAAUACCGAUCAAAGUGUUCAGUUCGCAUUCGCCGUUCAUUUGCAAUCAUUUAUCAAUAAUAUUUUAUCAUGUUCAGUUGCAGUUGCUGCAUUGAAACCAUUGAUAAAAUAA